GCCUGAGCAUUCUUCACGUGAGAGAAAGCGGCGAGAUUCUUUCGGCAUGUUUGACGGGUAUGAUAGCUGUAGCGACGAUACGAGUAGCAGCUCGAGUUCAGACGAGAGUGAAGAGGAGGUUGCUCCACUGCAGUCGAGCCUCCCCAUCAUCAAAAACAAUGGCCAAGUUUACACGUAUCCGGAUGGUAAAUCUGGCAUGGGUAAGUACUGCCAUUUUAAAUGAUGUGUACUAUGGAUUCCAACAUUGAUUUAUUCCCAAAACAAACUUUCCAUAAAGUCCAAAAAAAAGUAAAAAAGAAAUGUUGUAAGCUGGGAAGGGAGAAACUAUGCCAUCAACAAUAGGCUACCUCGAUUACAUGAAGGGCUUAGGUUUUUAGUUGCAAAUCCAAACAAAAAAGAAAAAGAAAUGGUUGCACAAACACGCACACAAUAAUUCCUGCAUUUCCUGGUGUGAGUGUGUGUUGCUGCAAGGUUGCUUUAUCCUCCUCUGUGGUAAAAUGCUUACGCAGUCAACAGGGAAUAUUUUAAUUUAGUGGACUGAGUACAUCCAUGAGUAUGGGACACUAGAAAUUAAUAGUUUUUUGACAAAUGAUGUUCCUCGCACAUUGAUCACACUUGUUUUGCAAUAGUGCACUUUCCCAAAUACCUUUUUAUUGGGGAAAAUGAUGACCAGUGGGAUGUACCUGAAUGAAAAAGAAAUACUUGUAUCUAGAUGUGGGAUGCUCAUGCACGUUUGGGGUAGCUUUCAGGUAACAUAACCAGGAAUGAUUUGUAUUUGGAUCUGUGAUAUUGACACAAAAGUUUGACCUUUUCAUUCUUAGCAACAUGCGAGAUGUGUGGAAUGGUCGGCGUCCGAGAUGCCUUUUAUUCCAAGACAAAAAGGUUCUGCAGUGUUUCAUGCUCCCGAAGUUAUUCCUCCAACUCCAAAAAGGCAAGCAUUCUGGCAAGACUUCAGGUAAUCGGUUGUAAAUGGGAUAUGAAAAGAUUCUAGUCUAAAGUGCACCUGUCGUGGUUAACAUGAAUUGGUGUCACUUUACAGAAAACAACAUUUCAACAAACUUAAAAAAAUAAAAUGUAUAUACAUGCAAGGAAGUAUAGCAUGCCGCUGUCCUUUCAGAACAUAUUGUAUUAGGGGGAAGCGAUCUUCAGGUAAAUAUAGAAAUAAUCUACGUAUUUGCUGGUGAUUUUAAUCAAGGCAAUAUGUAGACUUAAACUAUACCUACCUAAAGCAGAGUUUUUCAUCUACUUGACUUAUUGAUAUCACCUUCCAUUUAACAAACCUACAAGUGACGUAGCCACUUUGAGUAUUUUAUAGUACUAAUAUAUGGACUCUUCGUUGACUUUAAAGGUAACCAUUUCAGAGCCAAUCUGAUUCGAUUAACACUUUCAAAAAAUAUCUAAAUUUUCUUUCUUUUUUUUCUUUUUUAUUCACUAUAUAACUGUCACAUCUGUGAAUUAGUGGCAUAGCAGGACCUACCUUAUUUACGAAUUCCAAAAUCUGACCGUCUGUCUUUAUUAUUGUUGACAUUUUUAACUUCUUAAAAAUGUUAACAUUCAGGAUGUCCAUAAAUUUCAAGAAGCUUUAACCCCUAAAGGACACAUGACAUGUGUGACAUGUCAUGAUUCCCUUUUAUUCCAGAAGUUUGGUCCUUAAGGGGUUAAAGGCAAGAUAAAGUGUAGAGGAAAAUUUUGCAGCAACAUUUUGAAAAGUACAUGAAAUGUUUUUACAGAAUCCCAUAACUGUAAUGUUGCUUUUACCCUUAUCUAAUUGUAAUGGUUAAAGCCUACUUUUUUUUUGGUUUUCAUUUCACAAGGCUUAUUUGGUUCAGCUCAGUUAGCAUAGUUUACCAAUUACAAUUUAUUGUAAAAAAUAUAUAGAACAAUAAGACCUGCUGGGUUAGGAUUAGAAGAAAACAAAUGUUUUUGAAAUCAUUGUUUUUAUUUACAUUUCACCCCUCUAAUCCUAGGGUAAACCACCAACAAAAAGAGCAAAGGUUCUACAAAAACAACCCUUGGUUGCGAAAUUGGCAGCUUACGCUCAGUAUCAGGCAACACUGAAAAACCAAGCGUUAAACAAAAGUGGUAAGACUCAAUAUAUUUAGAUAACACUCGUCCCCAAAAAUGUUGUAAUCAAUAAUUACUGUUAUAUUCCCAGGGUAGCAAAAAGCCACAAAAAUUAGGGUCUCGUGUCCUUUCCCUUAUUUGGGUGCCAAAGACUACUGCCUGUUUUCCAGGUUUGCCUGCCAUUGGCAUCUGAUAUACCAAAUUGUUUAGGUACACCUAGUGAGGGCUGACAACUUCUGGCCUAGAACAAGUUCAAAUUAAUGGCAUUUUUAUCCCCGCACAACAGUUUCUCAGUUCUCAGUGUGAAGUUAUGCUUCAGAAAACAGCAGAACGUCACAUUUUUGUUAUUCAAAACUACAAAUUUAAAUAUAGAGAAAAAAAUCGUCAAUGUAUUUAAAGGGACACUGAGGUAUAAAUCGGUAUGGCUAUAAGGAAGUGUGGAAUCUCUGCCGUAACCACACCUCCAGGGGGGGCGGGACUGUGGGAAGCGAGGGUCCCUCAUUCACUGUUAACCAUGGAAUGGAGGGACAGUGAGUGUCCGGGAACUAAAGGCACUAUAACCAAUUCAUUGAGUUGAAAUAGUUAUAGUUCAUUCAGUGUCCUUUUAAGUUAGGUUGGUGUACAGAGUAUCCCUUUAAAGCGUUUUUUGUUACCCCACAAACUUCGUCAAAUUUCAACCCAGUCAAUAGAUAUGAGUUUAAAGUAUGUAUUUUUCCUGUGCUUGACAAAAGGCAGAGCUACCACUGUCAAGCCUAGGCCUCUGUCUCUGGAGGAUCCUACAGUGUCGCGGGAUCCUCCAUUGACUUCAAUGUACAGUGCCGAUGUCACUUCCUGGCAGAUGAAGAGGAAUUCGUUGAACAAGAUGGCAGUGACUGUGAGGGAUAGAAACGCCCUAGGGACAGGUUCAGGUAAGUAAAAACUACCCUUUCCUCCACCCCCAGGCCACCACACUGGAAACGGAGCCAUCUCCAACUGGGGUCUUUGCAAAGUCUGCAAAGACCCCAGAAGGUGACUGAGCCACUUUAAGUCGUGUUCCAUGGUGUAUAGAUGUGCUGCCAGUUUUACUAGUACAACAUAUAGAGUAAAGUAACUCUGAUGGCAUUCUAAAGUGAAUCACCAUUCAAAUUGCAGAAUGCCAUUUCCUUCAUAUAUAUUUUUUCUUGCUUUGACAGCUGUCACAGUUGAAGGAUUUAGCUGGGGAAGCUACAUCACUAGCAAUAACCUACCUGCAGCUCCUGUCUCUUGCUUCAAACAUGUAAGUCGUCUUAGAUCAAUGUUGACUUGUCAUUUAAAAUAGCCCACUGAUUUCUUAUUCCAAAUCAAAACAUUUUUUAUGAUGGAGAUGCUAGUUAUUGUGAAGCAUGGUUAUUAGGGUAGGUGGUUUUAGACAUUUUAUUCAUGCCUUGAUUCCUUGCCAGGCACCCAUGGGAAAUUGUUGGGGUGACAUUGCAGAAGGUGUUCGAGUCGAAGUUCCAAACACAGACCACAAUCAUCCACAAAAAGUGUUUUGGAUAGCCGGAAUUGUGAAAUUAGCAGGUUGGUGAUUGCUCUAUAGAUGCCGUGUUGUUUUUGCUUCGCAUUUGUUGUAAAUCGCCAGAAUUUGCAACUUCUAUAGUGAGCUCUGCAGAGAGAAACUCAUAUAGCCAAUUAUAGCACUCAUUUAACUUUCCAUACCAGUGCUUAUCUUUUCUCAUAAUUCUUUCUUCUGUAGGUAUUGGGAGGAAAGGAUAAAGGAAUGAGCUUGUAGAACAAAACUACUUAUUUAAAAAAUAAAUAUAUAUGUAUGUAUUUUCUAUUGUAUCUGUAUUGAUUAUUUAGUUUCAUUUUAUGUAUGUGUGUUCAGAGAAAAGGCAUUGUUUUUAUUGCAGCCAAGGACAGGCAUAUGCAACAUUCGGCACUCCAGAUGUUUUGGACUACACCUCCCAUGAUGCUUUGCCAGCUUUAUGGGUGUAAGAGCAUUAUGUGGGAUGUAGUCAACAACAUCUGGAGUGCCAAAGGUUGCCUAUCCCAGGCCUAGGAACACAUCUAGCAGCCACUAGAGGUGCUUCCUGGGGCAGUGCUACAGUGUGCGGCACUGAUGUUCAGCAUCUCCACACUCUGCACUGAGACGCUUAACUUUCCCCAUAGAGAUGCAUUGAUUCAAUGCAUCUCCUUAAGUAGAUGCUGAUUGGCCAGGGUAGCGUUUGGCUCCAUCCACCAUCCCGCUUCCUUGGCUGAGAUCUUCAGAUUUGACAAUCUCAGCCAAUCCAAUCCUUUCACAUUUGUAAUUGGCUGAGAUUAUUAUUUCUGAUGAGGUCAGCCAAGUAUGCUGAUCAGGGGCAGAGCCAGUGCCUUAUUUUAAAAUUGACCUUAAUCCAAUUUCCUCAUAUUACGAUGUACCAAUCUCUUAACUUUUUUUCAAUAAAAAGUAAACUAAAAAGUAACGGAAUUGACCAACUAGUAAUUAGCCCGCCCCCUUGAUUUUUUUUGAACCAUAAAUAAUUUAAACCAAAAAAAAGGGGGUCUUCAUGCUAACACUGGGGGAUUUUACUCUGCAAUGUCUAGUCCUAGCAAACUGAAAACAAGUUGGCAUUAUUCUGAGAGGUGUAAACAAAGUUUCCCAAUUAGCAACUCUUAAAAUUCUUGGCAGAAACUUGAAUAGCAGAAGAUGUAACAUUUAUGACUAUGAUUGACAGGGAAUCAAGAUAAUGCAGUUAUUUCCAAGAUAGCUGUGUGGAUUUCUGCACCUCUAACCUCGCAAACACUUAUUUGUUAAAGGAACAUUCAAAGCCACGCAACCUCUGCCGAGUAUUGCAGUGGUUAUGGUGUUUAAAGUUAGGAUGUAAGUAAACCGAAUAUGAGAAAUAAGUGACAAUCCGCCUUUCAACUCUGUAUUUGCAGGAUACAACGCUCUGCUUAGAUAUGAGGGCUUUGAAAACGAUUCCAGCCUGGAUUUCUGGUGUAACAUUUGUGGUCCUGAUGUCCAUCCGGUGGGCUGGUGCGCAAGCAGUGGAAAACCAUUAGUCCCACCACAGAGUAUGUGACUAAUUUUUUUUUAUUUUUUUUUUACUCUCUAACAUUUUUCUCCCCUUAUUUGUAGCGUUUGCUUUCUAAAUAUAGCACACAGUGGCCUCAUUCCCAUGCCGGUGUCAUCAUUUAGUGACAAGUCAGUAAUUGUAAAAAAAAAAGCUGUUUACACAUUUUUUAUGACUGUUAAUUAGCAGCUGGUGAAGGUUUGAACAUCUCCAUAGAGAUUAAUAAAAGUUGCUAAAGAUUAAAACGUGGUUUUCAUGUUAGAAGGUAAAAAUUCUCACCUGUCACUAUCUGAUUAAACGGCCUCUUAUAGUAUUUCAUAUAUUAAAAUACAUUAAUUCUAUACUAAAAUACAUUAAAGGGACUGUCACACCAAAACCACUUCUGCUGUUUGCAAUAAGCAUGACAUUUUAUCUAUACAUUGUGCUAGCAGUGUUGCUAGAAAACGUAUAAUUGGGAGAAAAAACCUUUUUAAAAAUAGGUUUCUCUCUUGCCUUACUAGACUCUAUGCCAAAGACUUGAUUGACAGGAAGAACAGAACGGACCUCCCACAGGUGGUCCUUCUGCUCUCCAUCCAUAGGAACCACCGUGAUUGAGCUAUGGUUGCUAUGGCAACUCCAUAGCUGGUCCUGCAUCAAAGUCAGUGUGUCCGCUUCAUGGAGCUGUAUUUCAUUUUCUUACCUGGGAAUGCUAUGUGGUGGUUUGUAUCAGUGGAGAUGGCUAUGAGUAACCUGCUGCCAUUAAAUGAAAGAGCUUCUUAGCACGCGUUCAUUACUCCCAAACAGUGCAGCAAAUGGAAAACCUGCCGUAUUUUUUAAUAGUUUAACUCUGUGGUUAACUUAUUGUGCAAGUUUAGUUACUUGUGUUUUGGGGUCCUCCUCUUCUGCAAUUGCCAAAACACUGCUUCCUGUAGCGAGGCGGUGUUUUCGUACGCAUUUUGUACCAUGAUGUGACAUCUUUAAUGUACUCACCACUUUGCUACAUUUUUGGGUGAAUUUUAUAUUAAUUUUACUCUAGAUAGUUAUGGUUUUAUUAAAAAAGGGUUAGGGGUUAUUGCACAGAUUAGUAGCUACUAAACAAUAAUUAUUGGUAUUUGUGAGCGGUAUUUACAUAAAUACUGCCUUUUACAUACUGCCAUGGAAACGAGCAUAGUAUGGAGAGAAUAGCAGAAAUAAAGGAGGGGAGGGACAGCUUGAAUGUGCCUAGUGUCUAACUUUAUCUACGUGCCCUUUGUACUGCUUAGAGAGAUCAGAGGUCACAAAAUUUGAAUGUAAAACCUUCGUGACUAUGGUAACACGUUUAGUAAAAAAUAAACAAAUAUCCUGAUAAGAAAACGCAUUAAACAUACGCAUACAAGUGACCAAUUAUUCCUGGAAUCUUAAACCACCCAUACGGUGGUUCUCUCUCCUCCCCUCCAUGCCCAACUAUUAAAGACUCUCUUAUCUCUAUUAGAAAUUUUUUUAAAUGAUCAUAGGAACAAGUCAGGGAAGUUGGUUAGCUAAAUGAAACCCAGUACAUCUAAUUGCUGUUGACAUUACCCUAGGAGCUUUAAAAAAAUAAAACAACUUAAAGAAACAGAUUUUUUGUUUUUUGUAAAACUGAAAUGGGGGAGACUUUGCCUUGUUGCAUAGGAUAGACUCUAAGAUGACUUAUUAGAUUCUUCAGUCCUGUGUAUUUAACACUAAAUACACAUCAAGUGUUUGUUUUCAUCACCGUCCUGUCAUUAACAGGUUAAUAUUUUAGAGAAAUGGGAAAAUUAUGGCGUAAAGGGGUGCUUUUAUUUAUUUUUAAUUUGUCAAUUACUAGUUUCUGGUGUGCUGCUGUAGCUACAGGUGUGUCAAGGUGCAGAUGGAUCUGUAGAUAGUGCUAUAACUAGGGAUCGACCGAUUAUCGGUCUGGCCGAUAUUAUCGGCCGAUAUUUGGUAUUUUCGGCAAUAUCGGUAUCGGCCAAUUCAGAUACCGAUAUUGCCGAUAAUAUAUAACAGGACCGCCGGGCCCAUUACAAGCCCGGCGGUCCUGUGGGGGCCAGCAGCAAGCGCUGACUUACCUUGCAUGCAGCUCCUACAGCUCUCUGUGUAAAUCUCGCGAGACCCGCGGCCGCAGAGCGUUGCCACGGGUUACCAUGGCAACGCUCCGCGCGGCACUAAGAGCCGCGAGAUUUACACAGGGAGCUGUAGGAGCUGCUUGCAAGGUAAGUCAGCGCUUGCUGCUGCUGAGCCACCACUGUACUUAACAAGCCACUGGACCACCAGGGAAUACUAUAUCCCCCUCCCUGGUAAGAAGCAGGGAGGGGGGACUAAACAAAAAAUAAAAAAAACAUUUCAAUAUUAAAAAAAAUAUAUUAAAAUAAAAAAUUACACAAAUUACAUCACUACACACACACACUGCACACAUACUGCAUUACAUACACACUACACAAACACACACUACACAAACACACACUGGGGGGAGACUAAACAAAAAAAAACAUUUAAAUAUUAUAAAAAAUAUUAAAAUUAAAAAUUACACAAAUUACAUCACUACACAAACACACACACACACACUACACAAACACACACUGCACACAUACUGCAUUACAUACACACACACUGCAUUACAUACACACUACACAGGCACACACACUGCAUUACAUACACACACUACACAGACACACUACACACACACCACAAACACACACUGCACACAUACUGCAUUACAGACACACACUGCACACACUACACUGCACACACACUGCAUUACAUACACACACUGCAUUACAUACACACUACACACACAGUACACAUACUGCAUUACAUACACACUACACAGACACACACACUGCAUUACAUACAUACACACUACACAAACACACACACUGCAUUACAUACACACAAAAACACACUGCAUUAUACACACACUACAUAAACACACUGCAUUAUAUACACACUACACACACUGCAUUAUAUACACACACUCUGCAUCCACUACACACACACACUACACAAACAAACACAGUUCCCCUGUCUAAACACACUUCAUCCACUACAUGUGGCAUGUAUAUUUUGUGCAUUUACCUUUCGAAUUAGUUUAUUUAUUCAAAAUAGUAAAUGUACAGAAUAUCGGCAAGAUAUCGGCUAUCGGCCUGAAAGUUCGCAGAUUAUCGGUAUCGGUAUCGGCUCUAAAAAAUCAAUAUCGGUCGAUCCCUAGCUAUAACUGUCUGCAUUAAUCAUUCAGAUCACACUCCACCGUCCAGCGAUGUAUUGAUAAACCAGUAAGGCUUGAUUUAACGCUUGCGCCAGCUUUAGAUCAAUCAGUGCAGUUAAAGAACCAAUCUCUAAACACUACACAAGAUUGCUAAAUGAUCUCUUGUAAAUAGCUGUUUGACUUAUUAUGACACAGUGCUAUCUGCACUCUGCUUGUUAGAGUAGACUUUCCGGGUUAAAGGUAUUUUCACGUGUUUCCUGUUAAAAUUGUAGGGAUGAGAGGAGAGCCUGCAAAGCACUACAUGGUCACUCUAUUAGUAUUUUAAUGCUGGCACUUAAGGGGUUGAUAGCAGUGGUCCUCUACAAAAAUAACAUGUAUUUGAUUAUAUUGGGAAUUAUCCAUUUAAAUUAAUUUAUAGAAGUGUUAAAUGUAUUGUCUGUUAUUUCUUUUCUCCAAUUGCUCAGCAAUUCAGCACAAAUACACAAAUUGGAAAGCCUUUUUGGUUAAAAGACUAACGGGUGCCAAGACGCUGCCUCCUGACUUUUCUCAAAAGGUAAAUAUUUCAGAUAUACAGUAUUUUGCUUUAGGGUGAUUUUCUGUAUGUGUUUUAUCUUCAUUUAAUUGUGGAUGUUUUCUGCCCUUUACUAGGUGUCUGACAGUAUGCAAUAUCCUUUUAAACCUUCGAUGAGGGUAGAAGUUGUGGACAAAACGCAUCUUUGCCGGACACGGGUCGCAAUAGUAGACAGCGUGAUCGGAGGGAGGUUACGCCUGGUCUAUGAAGAAAGUGAAGACAAAACUGAUGAUUUUUGGUGCCAUAUGUACAGUCCUCUGAUUCAUCAUAUUGGAUGGUCUCGAAGUAUUGGGCAUCGAUUUAAGAGAACAGGUAUCUAUUACUCAGAAGGGCACAUCCAAAGCCAGGGCAAGAAACCUUGUUUAAUUUCUCCUCCGCUCUGUAUGCUUUUUAUAUUCUGACUGCCAUGUGCCGAGGACAGAGCUUAUAACAGUGAUUGUCAGGGACCAAAGAUGGACACUCCCGCUGCAGAAUGGAGAGAUGUUGAUUUCUACAUCAAAUUGUAUUAAUCAUACCUUAGAAAUGCAAAUUGUUCUUAAUUAUAGUUCUAAGUAAACAGAAUAUGUAAUAUUCUGGGGAGUGACAGUAGCCCUUUAAAUCUUUGUAUAAUUUUGAUCUAGGAAUACAUCCGUUAUCUCUUCUUUCCCAUCAGUGUUAUUGAACUUAAUUGUGAUCCAUGUGGAAUGACCGCAUGGGGAUUGACCAGGAAACAUAGCUUCCUAAUUGUAGUGCUCAAAGCUCUUACAACAUGAUUACAGACUCUUGUUUUGCAUGUUCUAUUUCCUGCUUCUAGACAUUUUGAAAAAACAGGAAUCGCACUAUGAUGCCCCCCCACAUCUAUUCACGAAGGUAAACACGUGGGUUUUAUUGUUCAUGUGAAAUGAUUAGUUUUGCUGUCUUCAGCGUUCAUUUCUGUUAUUUACCAAUAUUUGAUGGAAUGCAAUGUUUUAGGUGAAAGACGUUGACCAGGGUUUGGAGUGGUUCAAAGAAGGGAUGAAACUGGAAGCGAUUGAUCCCUUAAACUUAUCGGCAAUAUGUGUAGCAACUAUCAGAAAGGUAAUUCCAUGAUCUUAUUUACCAAUACAACACCUUCGGCACUCCAGAUGCAUUAUGGGAGAUGUAGUCCACAACAUCUGGAGUGCUGAAGGUUUGGAAUUUUUUUUAUUAUUUUUUUUAUUUUAUUUUUUAAUCCAACUAUUUUAGCCAAAAAUGUGCUGACCAACUACAGUUUAGUGAACAAUCCUGUGGGGUUUAUUCACUCAACACUGAAAAGAGCUGUAGAGAGCUGACCAACAAUUUGCAAACGGAUGAUUUGGACAAAUUCUCUACCUCCGUUCUAGUUAUGGUUUGAAUAUUCCAGCCUCAAUUUUAUAGCUUGGAAUAUAUUUUACUACAUUUCAAGGUUUAAUGCAUAAACACCUGUGUCUUCUGAAGGAGUUUGUCAAAGUCGGGAAAUGUUCCUAUUCUAAAUUAAUGAAAAGAUUGAACUACAUCUAGAAGUCAUGUAAGGCUUUAAUUUGCUGAAUAAUAAAGAAUAAAAUCCAAUUUCAAUUGUCACAUUUCCUCUUUAACAGUAUAGAUAAGCAUUUCUGCCACCUAUCCAUAUGCCUAAUCUUUGUACCGUUUUUACAAGAAAUUCGAUUUCACUGAACUUUUUGUGCCUUUUUUUUUUUUAAAUUCUGCAACCUCUAGAACAAGCACAUCAUUACACUUACAGCCAGUAAUUCAGGAUUGGAAGCCACUUGUAGAAUGUUUCACUAUUUUACAUUUUGUAUUUUUGGAAUGUGAGGGAACUGUUCCAAGAUUUGUUCUCUCUGAAAGUGUCCUCCUGUAUAACGAACAUUUGAUUUGAGAGAAUAAUUCACCAUGUGUCUGUUCCGUGUUCACCCUGUGUCUAUUCCGUGUUCAAGGUUCUGGCUGAAGGAUUCCUAAUGAUUGGGAUCGACGGCUCUGAAGCAGCUGAUGGUUCGGACUGGUUUUGUUACCACGCGUUGUCUCCAUCAAUAUUCCCUGUUGGUUUCUGUGAAAUUAACAAGAUUGAAUUAACGCCGCCACGAGGUAAAUGAUAUUCCAGACUAUACUAUCUACUGAUAGCUCAGUGAGUGCACCUUCUCUGUCUCCAAGAAUAUUUCUUUUUAUUUGAUUUAUUUUGCUGUGUAUUUAUUUUUUGCCAGGGGAAAUCAGACAUACUUGCAGGUUUUUUUUUUGUAAACUACUCCUCGGAGCAGAAAAUUUGGAAUCCACUGGUUAUAGUUUUUAUUACUAGGUACAGACAGGGUGGUUAACAUGUGGAAUCCACUGCCAGAUGAGGUUUCUCUGGCAGGUCCACUCAAUAUUUAAAUACAAAUAUUAAUGCUUUACCAUCAAAUCUAGCCAGUGUUAAGCAAUUUAUCUGGAGCUCUCCAUGGCACCUAUAGACAAUCCCCUAGGAUGCCGCGAUGAUGCAGAAUUUACUCUUUCAUAUUCUCAGUAUUGGUUCUGUUGACGUGGACCGCAGUGAUACACUGAGAGUCACUCGGGGCAGUCCCAAUCAGUUUGACAAAAGAAACCAGUGAAAGAAGUCCUUAGGAUAUUUGUUCCAUACCCACACACUGUUUGUUUGUGGUGAGCCCUUCUUUCUACCUAGUUAACUGUUUGUUUUGCUUUUCUAAGAUAUUAUAGGGGAUCCAGCAUAGUAAGGAUCGUUUGAUCAGAUUUCUAAGCAUAUGUCUUUAAUUUAUGGAAAUCUAGAGUGUUUUACCCUUUAGUUGUUAUCCAUUAUAUUCUUAGGACUGUUUAUUUAUUUUUCCCCUGUGCUUGUUUCUCACAAGGAGAAAAACUGAAUGACACAAUAAAAUCAUUUGUCCAUAUGUAAUAAAAUGAAGCAUUCUGUGCACUAUAAUUACAUAGUUACAUAGUUACAUAGCUGAAAAGAGACUUGCGUCCAUCAAGUUCAGCCUACCUCACAUUUGUUUUUUGCUGUUGAUCCAAAAGAAGGCAAAAAAAACAAGUUUGAAGCACAAUUUUGCAACAAGCUAGGAAAAAAAUUCCUUCUUGACCCCAGAAUGGCAGUCAGAUUUAUCCUUGGAUCAAGCAGUUAUUACCCUACAUUGAAGAUUAUAUCCUUGAAUAUUCUGUUCUUGCAAGUAUGCAUCUAGUAGCCGUUUGAACAUCUGUAUGGACUCUGAUAAAACCACUUCCUCAGGCAGAGAAUUCCACAUCCUGAUUGUUCUUACGGUAAAAAAACCUUUCCUUUGCCUUAGACGAAAUCUUCUUUCUUCCAGUCUAAACUCAUGUCCUCGUGUCCUAUGUAAAGUCCGGUUUGUGAAUAGAUUUCCACACAAUGGUUUGUAUUGGCCCCGAAUAUAUUUGUAUAAUGUUAUCAUAUCCCCUCUCAGGCGACGUUUUUCUAAACUAAAUAGGUUUAAAUUUGUUAACCUUUCUUCAUAGCUGAUAUGUUCCAUUCCUUUUAUUAAUUUUGUAGCCCAGCCUCUGCACUUUUUCUAGUGCCAUAAUAUCCUUCUUUAGAACAGGUGCCCAAAAUUGCACAGCAUAUUCAAUAUGUGGUCUUACCAGUGAUUUAUAAAGAGGCAAAAUGAUAUUCUCGUCCCGAGAAUGAAUGCCCUUUUUCAUGCAUGGCAAUACCUUACUGGCCUUGGCCACUGCUGAUUGACAUUGCACAUUGUUGCAUAGUUUGUUGUCUAUAACAAUUCCCAAGUCCUUUUCGUGUGUUGUUAUCCCUAAUUCGCUUCCAUUAAGGGUAUACGUUGCUUGUGUAUUCUUUACGCCGAAGUGCAUAACUUUGCAUUUUUCAACAUUAAAUUUCAUCUGCCAUUUGAGUGCCCAGUCCCCAGUCUAUCUAAAUCCCUCUGCAGCAAAGUAAUAUCUUGCUCACAUUGUAUUGUUUUACAAAGUUUGGUGUCAUCUGCAAACACUGAAACAUGACUUUCAAUGCAGUCUUCAAGAUCAUUUAUAAACAUGUUAAAUAGAAGGGGUCCCAGAACAGACCCCUGAGGGACACCACUUGCCACCUCUGUCCAGCUUGAAAAUUUACCAUUAAUGACCACUCUUUGUACUCUGUUUUUAAGCCAAUGUUCUACCCAAGAACAAGCAUUUUCAUCUAGACCGAUUUCCUUGAGUUUGAACACUAAUCUAUUGUGUGGAACUGUAUCAAAUGCCUUGGCAAAAUCCAAAUAGAUCACAUCUACGACAACACCCUGAUCUAUACUUCUACUUACUUCUUCGUAGAACGCAAUCAAGUUAGUUUGACAUGACCUGUGCUUCAUAAAACCAUGCUGAUUUUUGCUGAUAACCUUGUUCUUCUCAAGGAAUUCUUGAAUAUUAUCCCUUAAUAACCUUUCAAAUAUUUUACCAGCCACAGAAGUUAAGCUCACAGGUCUAUAAUUUCCAGGCAAGGAUUUUGAACCCUUUUUGAAUAUAGGAACCACAAUUGCAGCUGAUUAUUGUAGUGUGUGUGUUGUGAAAUGGCUCUAUGAGUGCAGUCUCCCUCUUUUUGUGGAUUUGUGUUGGUGUUUUUAUUUAUUCAUUUAUUUCCCUUCUUUUAAAUUAUAUGAGCAUCUGAAGAAGGAACAGGUAACUGCUUGAAAACCGUUCAGGGUGGGAAAACCGUGUGAUGGCAUUCAUAGACUUUUUUUUUUCAGCUGGACAUGGUCAUUUGGGUACAAUCACAUGUUGCGGUUUCAUGAGUUCUUCCAACUUUGUAUGGCUUCUCAAAUAACUACAAAAGUUUCUAAGGCAUAUUUUUGAUUGGAUGGUGUGAUCAAGAAAAGGGCAUUGACUUUGAAAUCAGGCAUAGCAAAAUACGAGCUCCUGAGGCAUAUUAAGGAAAAAUACAUUCUAAAGUCAGAAUUUAGAUUCCCUACGUUAUUAAUAGCGCUUAUUUUGACAUUUCUAAUGUACUGUGCUGCUGAGGUCUGAUUAAAGGAAAUAUAUUCUCUAGAAGGAAUUCUUAUUUAUUGUUUUUUAUGCUGUCACUCUUUAAAACGAAAAGCAAGAGACGUAUUUGUUAAGGAUGCAAAAUGUGUCCAGUAAUUGUUUUCUUGGUUUGCCGGUAUGACCUGAAUUGUUAGAUCUGCAUAUUUUAUGUUUUAGAAUCCUGUAAACACGCAUGUGGAUUUUGGCAUCCCCAUUAGUGUUCCGUGCCACUUUUUUUUUUUUUUUUUUUUUUCCUCACCCCCCUGCGUGGAAUUUCUACUCUAAUCUGACCCCUUAUGCCUAAACUAAAUCUUGGAACACAUGUCUUUUCAGGCUACACAAAACUACCUUUCAAAUGGUUUGACUACCUCAGGGAAACGGGAUCCGUAGCUGCUCCUGUAAAGUUCUUUAAUAAGGUAAUACAUGAUGCAUUUGGGAUGUCUUAUUGGAAGCAUUUUUCAUAGUUACAUGAUUCAAAUUCAUACAAACUGAGAGAAUAUCGCCAUACAUUCAUUGUUUACUAUUAAAUGACCUGUAAACCCAGAAAUCUAUGUAAGAGUUACAGAACUUGCUUGUUAUCUUUACAGCCACAGAAACAUUUUAGCCAAUAAGAAUCCAUGUAGAAUUCAAACCACGAUCGGGGAAUAGAAGGUCCACUGGUGAUAGUCUAAUGGCUGCCUCUUUUCUGCUGUAAAAAUCCAUAUUUCCUGGAGAAAAACAUUUUUACAAUUCUCAAAAAGAAAUUAUUUAUAUAUGAUGAGAAAUUCAAAUCAACUUGUUAUACCGAUCCGCACAAUAGUAUUUUUUAAAAUGAUUUAUAGGUAAAGUUGUACAAUGUGAUGCAAUUCUUAUUUCAUUUGCUGUUAUUUUGAAUCCUUAUUUUGUGAGAUAUUGUUACACCCACCAUAUUAGGACGUUCCCAACCAUGGCUUUCGUGUUGGAAUGAAACUGGAGGCUGUGGACCUGAUGGAGCCUCGAUUAGUGUGCGUUGCCACGGUAACACGCAUCAUCCAUCGCUUGCUAAGGAUUCAUUUCGACGGCUGGGAAGAUGAGUAUGAUCAAUGGGUAGACUGUGAAUCGGCUGACCUCUAUCCCGUCGGUUGGUGCCAGUUAACGGGUUACCAACUACAACCUCCGGCACCUCAGAGUAAGUUGCCGUCCUUACUGACGUGACGUUUUCCUUUUACGAACGCCCACUCUCACUGUAAAUAUUCUUGUAUAAUAUUUUAAAUACUUUUGAAUCAGUUUUCUAACUAAUCUGAGCUUCUUUUGGCCGUGCUCAUUAAUUCUGCACCAUCCGGAAUCUCAUUCCUUUUCCUUGCACCAUUGAUGCUGAGAACUGAUCUACUUAACUGCAGAAAUCCCAUAUUUAUCUAAUGCUGUUUUUUUGCAGAAUUUCUACUUUAUUUACCAGUUACUUUCUCUGGGGGGUGUAAAAAUGUAAAUGCAAGGUCAGUCACUCUGCUCCUGUACCCCCUAGCUGUGGCUAUAAAGAAAUUAUAGCAGUCAGAGCACAUGGGCUCUGUGCAAUCCUUGGAGGGCAAGAGAACCAUAUGUAGGAAGUCUCUCCUGCUCAGUCUUUCUGCCUUUCCUUCAGUACAGAGAUCUAUGCCGGAGAUUUGACUGACGGGUGGAUGGAAACGACCUAUUUCGAAAUGUAUUUAUUUAUUUGACUCUCAGUCUAUACAUUUGUAAGCCGUUCUGCUACCACAAUGUCUAGAUGGUAUGGGAAUCUCAUUAAUAUGUAAUGCUGUGUGUAUCAUGGCAGGUACGUUUUCAUUCAGUGGCUGAACGCAUCAGAUGAGAUUCUCAGCCAAUGAUUUCUGAAGAUGGAAGGAAUUCAUGUGCUAAUGUUGAUGGGUACUUUCACAAUAGUGAUAUCACAGGACACAAAAAAUUCCCUAGAGGAAAUAAUUUAAGUAUUACUAUUCUCACACGUAGGAACAUGGUCGAACCUAACACCUGAAUAAAGUGUAGCACAAGUUUUCCUGAAUCGGAUACUGUUAGUUUAUUUCAUCAUAUAUUGAGAUUCCAAAACUUGGAGUAGAGGAACAAGUUUUAGCCUUAUGACCUUCUUAGAAGGGGACUGUGUCGGUGAGUUGGGGAGGGCAAUCGGCAUGGUUGGAUAUAUUUUAAGUGGGGACUUAUAGUUGGUGUUUUUGCAAUACCUUUUUUUCUUUCCAUUGGACAUUGUGACUAAUUGUACCACUGAUUUGAUACAUUUUGUAUUAUUACUCGUUUUAUAUGUUAAAUUAUUAGUACUUAAUAAAAACGCAUUGCUAUAUUUUUUCCCCUACUAUCUUUCGUAGCAACAAAAGACAACCAGUCCAGUGUCUCCAAACAGAAGAAGAAAUCCAAAUCACAGCAGUACAAGGGACACAAAAAAAGUGGGUGGAUGAACUUUAUUUAUUUUUUGUUGUGUUUUGAACGCUUUUUCUUUUAAUCGUAAAGCAGCAUUACCACCAGUGAAAUCUGAAUCGCUACCUCACACCGAGCCAAAACCUCCUAGCUAUUCUAGCUCCACAAUAAACUGAUGGGCACUGUGAAAAUUGUGUUUUGGGGAGAAUCUCUCCCUCCGCAGUCACGGCUCCCAAACAGAUGGUUCUGUAUUUCACAUUCAAAUCACAUUGUGGUUGAUGAGCUGAUCAAUGGAGAAGGCCUCACACUGCCGGUUUUCUUUAUUACUGCCUCUAAAAAGAAAGGAAAUAUUUACCCCGUAGCUUGACACAAAAAGUAAUGAAAAUCCCUCGAGUCACUUAGAUUUAUUUUUUUAUUGAUAGACUGAUGGCAAUGCUGCUUUAAGUUAUAAGGCUCUUCUUACACACAGAUGUAGCAAGCAUGGUUGAUCCUUGUGGAUUCCAGGGAAUAUUCUGUAAAGAGUAAAAAAAAAUAUAUACAAAGAUCUGUUCUAUUUUUAUAGAGAAGGGAGUGGAAACAAGUAGUUUAACAUCACUCAUGAAAGAUAUACAUACAAAUCCUAUCAUUUUCAUGUGACAAAAAGUGUUUUAAAAAUGAAUUAAACUAGGCAAAUGUUCCUUUAGUGUCUGUACUGUUACCUCAUCUUCCUUCUGUCUGAAUUUUUCAGACACUGUAUUUCAUGCUCGGUUGACUAUAUUUACCAGACAAAAUAGAAUCCCAUGUGACUCUGUUUUUUAUAUGGUCUAUCAAGUAAUAUAAACAUCUCAAUGUAACAGUGACUUGAUUGUCACAAGGCAUUUGAUUUUUAACUACAUUUCCCAUGAUGCACUGGCUGUCUCUGUCGUGAGUUGUUUAUAGAAGUGUACAAUAAAUGUCUUAAUGGGACACUCAAAGCACUUAUUGCAAGAUUGUAAGAAUGUCCCGUGUCCCUGUUUUACUUCCACAAUGGGAGUAUUUAUCACAGUGUUAUAAAGUAAUGGUUGAAUUCUGUCAUUAUUUUGAUCGUAUUACUGUAAGAUUCAUACCUGGAAGGAUGAGUGGACAGAUAAGUUCUCAAAAGAACUUUGUAACUUGAAAUUCUUCUGUAUAUUCCCACACCCUUAGAAAUAUUUGUGAACUACAUUCCCAUGAUGCUGAAGGCUAGGACAGGAUUGAAGUGCCAUAGCUUUCUUUAACCUAUGCCUUUUUAUAUAUAAUGCAUUUAAAAAUAUGCUAAUUUAAAUAAUCAAGAUACCCGCAUGCAUUUCCUGCAUAUCUUGAGGCUGUGCAGGAUCUAGAGUGAACUUUCUCCAAACCAGGAAGUAUCUCAGAUUACACAGCUUUCUAUUGGUAAGCUUAUUAAAUAAGCAGUGACCUAUGGGCAUAGCAAAUGUGCCUGGGAGUUGUCCUAUGUUAGAAAUCCAACAGCUCAACUACUACUUCACUAUUUUUGGAGUGAAUGCGGGACAUUACAGGUUUGGAUGGAAGUGUAUAAAGAAUAGGCCACUGUCACUAUUUAUAUUCAGCCCCCACUUCCCACAUUUUCCUAUGAGUUGCAAAGUUCCGUGGCUUGAAUUUUACAUGGUCAGUGCACCACUAGUGGCUGUCAGUGUGAAUGGAGUGUCCCUUUAACGAUAUAAUUACACAGACUAUAACGAACUGUAACCUAAUAAAUAUGGCAACGUUACACUAAAUUCUCAUUUACCAUGCCAAAGGAAACCAUGCUUGCUAAAUUUCUUGGUGAGGAUUUUUCUGUGUUUUAUCUACAUCAAAUGUUUCACUGUUGAUAAAAUGCAUUGCUUAUGUUUUACAUGUUACAAUGGAUAACCUAGUCAGACAUUUUCAACCUCCUUAAAGGGGAUGUUCCACCAUACAAUUAAAGGGUUACUCCAAGCAUCGCCCCAUUUUCCGGUAAUGGUGCAAUCCCUUUUUCAAUGGUUUUCCAUCUUGCCUGGGUCCCUGAGAAGGGCUGACGGUCCUCUAUUGCCAGUGAUGUGAAUCUGGCUUCUGCAGUGCUGGCAGUGUCCACUGGGCCCUCUCUGCCAAUGAUGGAGAUUCCAUGUGUAGAAAUAUUCACAGAAUUUACAUUAGCCAGCCCAGAACUCUAGUUUCAGGCUGGCUAACGACUCUCCAAUGACGUUGCCUGCGGUGGAGUUAAACUCAAUAUGUGCAGAGUUUCAUAGUGAAAUGCUGCACAUACCGACUCCAGGCACCAUAACCACUUCAAAUCACUUGUGCGUGUGAAUUUGCUUUAAGUUGGUGUUAUGCCUUUUUUUCAGUUUGUACUAAUUUUUGUAACUAACAAGCUUUUAUUAUGUUGUGCAAUAGGAUGUCUGUCUGGAUUUUAAGUAAACCAGAAAGACCUCAGUAGCCAUUAUCUGUCAUACUUCAACACCAUGAGGAAGUAUAUUGUAACAAUAAAAAUAAAUUCACCCUUUUCCACUUAAUGCAGCACUGCACUGUCACACAUUACUCAAAGCCAAAUUCUUAAAAAAAAUAUAUAAAUAUAUAUUAUAUUUAUUCUUCUCCUUCUCUGCUGUGGAACAUCCCCUUUAAAGUUUUGUUGCGUUGUGGAAAGUGACCAGUAAAGGGCUGUAAAGGGAUUUUAACACAGAUUUUAGAAGCUGUAAGUUCCGUAGCUUUGCCAGAUCUACGGCAGCUGAGGUUCAGUGCUUUGCCGCCCCUGACCUAACAAAACAGAAAGUAAGCAUUGCUGCAUCUCACCUGGGUAAUUGUACUCUGGGUGAUGACAUCUGUGUUAUAUCAGUGGAGUAUUCCUGCCGUCUUUUUAAAGUCUUAAAAAUAAUCGCACUGACUAGGAUGUGAACUUACACCAUAAAUACCAUUAUUCUGGCAGACUAUUGAAUAAUGUGGGGAAAUGUAACAUUUAUUAGACAAAUUGUAAAAUCGGAAUAGGUUUCUAUUUACAAAUAAAGAAAAAUGGGUGGAAUUAAAAAAAACAAAAAAAAAAAACACCCAGAAUAUUUACAUGCAGAAUUCAGCAGUCAUAGUGUGUAACAGGUCAAAUUGCUCCGAUUUCAUUUAGUAUAAUAAUAAUAGGGCACAAGUCAUCCCAAGUAUUGACAGAUUAUUUAGGAAACCCAGCAGUUUCAUUUACUGUCAGAAAUAAAUUGUAACCAAAGCUUGGGUCAACUAUCUAGAAGUUAUUUGGAAAAAGAGUAAUUUUGUGAGCAGUCAACAAAACAUGGGAUUAAUAAUUGACUGUAACUUUUUGCAACUUUUGACAUUCCAUCCAAACUGUCCAGCAUAAUUUAGACUGUCCUAUAAACUGUGCACCGUUAAGGGCUGAAUUCAAGCGCAGUCAGCUAAUGAAUUAACUGUGGAUUAGACUAAGUAGAGUUGUAUCCAGCUGCUUUUAUGAAAAGUAAUUGACCCAAUGAAGAUAAACCCCAAAAUGGAGAAUGAAAACCUUAGAAAUAAAUUUAAAUUACUCAACAAUUAGUUUCAUUAGCUCCUCGUUCACACCCCUGAGAAAAACAAAUAAGUUUUUCGAGCUGUUUUAUGAAUAGGGAGCUAGUAAUUGGUUAAUAGCUAUCCGGCUUCCUGAUUUGGGCCUUGGCCAAAAGCGGGUGGAGAGGGGCAGAGCUAUCUGACACUGGAUUGAACAAUUUCGGUUAAACCGUUCGUUAACGGUAACCUGCUGCCAGGCACCUCCUAGCACCAUAUCAACUUCCCUUGAAGUUGUAAUGUUGCCUGAAGGGUUUUAGUGAAGUUGUUAUGGUGCUGGGAGGGUCCCUUUAAGACCUGCUCUAAAUUCUGAGAAUUCACAGAAAAGCUGUUCUUUGUGUUGAAUUCAAUGAAAUUGGGAUAUGAAAGAUCUGUCAAACCGCAUGCACAAACUGACAAAGCCCUCAUGUAACAAAGGGUUGUGGUCUUGUUUUUUUUUUUUUUUUUAGAAGUAGAUUUUUAAUGUAAUGUCUUAUAAAUGUUACAUUUGAGCACAUUAUCCAUUAGUGUGGCAGAAUAAUUUUUGUUUAUAGUGUGAGACCUACAAGAAAUUGUACACGUUUAUAGCAAGGAACCAGAGCUAGAUAGGCACCCUGCAGAUUUUGGUAAAGAAUUGCAUUAUACUAAAAACAUGACCUACUUAUUUUCCCUGAAAUCCUAAUAUGCUGAUAUUGGUAACAUUUAAAGGUAUUGUUUAGCCCAGACCACAUGGAGUGUUCCAUAUUUUAUCUUCUUUUAAAAUUUUCAAUUUUAAAGGACCACUAUAGUGCCAGGAAAACAAACUCGUUUUCCUGGCAUUAUAGUAUUAAUAGGUCCCCCCUCCUUCCGGGCUCUAGGGGGAGGAAGGGGUUAAACACUUGCCUUUCUCCAGCGCCGGGCUCCCUUGGCGCUUGGGACUCUCCUCCUCCUUUGGACGUCAUCGGCUGAACGCACGUGUGCGGCAAGAGCCGCGCGCAUUCAGUCAGUCCAUAGGAAAGCAUUCUCAAUGCUUUCCUAUGGACGCUGGUGCCUUCUCACUGUGAAAAUCAGUCGGAAGCGCAUAUAGCAGCUAUCAAUGAGACAGCUAUUAGAGGAUGGAUUAACCCAUAUGUAAACAUAGCAGUUUCUCUGAAACUGCUGUGUUUACAGCAGGCAGGCUUAACCCUAGAGUGACCUGGCACCCAGACCACUUCAUUGAGCUGAAGUGGUCUGGGUAACGGAUCACCUGGCACCCUGACUGGGUACCUCCGUUGAAGGAUGCUCCAAUCGCUCUGCAGACACCACAACCACCGCAGAUCCCACUAACCGCCGCAGCUUGGUUGGAGUCUCGCCGUCUCCUACCCACCCUGGACCUACGACAAGGCUCCAGGUUCCAGUGGGUGAACCUCUCCUCCAAGAGAGUGAAGCAGGAAACAAGGUCUUGAAAGAGCUUUGUAGUGAUUAGCUAAGGGAGUAUGCAGAGCAUAGCAAUCCCUUGUAGUGAUAUAGCAAUUCCCCCAAUAAGAGACAGGACUCUAGAUUGAGGGUGAAGAAGAACUCUCUGUACUGGCACAUACAGCCUCUUUUAGUCACAUUCUACAAACAUAGUACUGCCCACAGGGUUUUGAAGAACAACCAAUCAACACAUUACAACACAGCUAACACACCCAUUCAUUACAUCAGAAAUCCUCCCCUCUGCCUGUAUUAUAGAAGUAUUACAGUAUUAUAAAACAUAUCACAGGGAACCCAAAAAAAUGCAAUAACUCCAUAAAAUAUAUAUCCGGGGAAUCUGGGUGAACCACAUAUCCACAAUUCACCCAGAUCCGUUCAGUAGUUUGGAAGAUACGGUUUAAUGCAGAUUCCGCAGAACAUAUACAGGCUAUAUGAAAAAUAAUUACUGUAUAAUGUGUCCCCUGUUCUGUAGUUUAAAACUACUGAACGAUGUCUUUGUGCACCAAAUACCGGCGAGAUGACUGUGUAGAAAAGUCACAACAGUGUCUGUGAGUUAAAAUGGCCGCCAUCCAUUGUUCUCACCAUGUGCCUCUGAUACAUGAAAUGGUGGCCACCCAGUAACUCCACAAUAUGUCCCUAGAUGGUUCUUAAAGGGCCAGCAGCAGCAUAAUAAAAUACAGUAUGCCCAAAUCAGUUCCUUAAAGGGCAAUACAUCCCAGGGCCAUAGUCGCAGGGCAGGAGGCUGGCAAACAGGUCACUUUCGCCACAGUCUGGGUGCCUGUAGUGGUCCUUUAAUUUGUCAUUGCUUUUUAACACAUAACAUUCCCUUAGGAGAAGCCUUUUUGGUGAUUUGGAAACAAUUAGUCUCUCGACCUAUCAGUGUCUGUUUUUUAUGUCACAUGACUGCAGCUUAGACUUAAUCCAUCCAGACGAAAAUGCUAAUGUGGCAUAGUGUUUGAGCGCAUCUCUGAUCCAUUGGCCUCCCCUGCCGGCUUCUCACCGGUGCCCCAGUUUUAAAACCAGUUAUAAAGACUGCAAACUAGCAGCCAAUCUGGAUGAUGAUGUCAGGUGCAUGCUGGAAAAUAGUGUGGUUUCAGGAUUUGUGCUCAGAAACACGUGGGCCCAACCAAAAUAUCCUUAAAAAAAAAUUAAACCUGCAAACUGCUGAAUCCUUGAACACAACAUUAGAAAUUAAAGGUAAAAUGUACAUGAGGACUUUAUUCUUAGCAUUUAUAUAGAGCCAACAUAUUCAGCAGCGCUGUACGUUUAUAGAAAGACUAUAUUUAGAGGUUAAGAAGGCCCUGAAUAAACUAUCCUUGCAGAUUUGGAUUUGGCGUGGGUAUAUACUGUACUGUAUAUAUCAUUAGGUGUCUUGCCCAGGGACACUUACCGGUGAGGUGGUCAAACCCAGGGGCACAUGACAGUGAUUUACUGCUUCUUGUAGUAAGGUGACUUCUAUAGCGAGUACCCAUUCUCUCUCUCUCCCCCCCCCCCACAACCCUCCCAAACCAUAAAAUAUUGUCUGCUAGGGACAUCUAAUAUCACUACAAAUGUGAUUUGUUUUCCUUCUAAAAUAUCUUGAGACUUAUUUGUUUUAUGUUGCUGUGUGUUUUAUUAGUGCAUAGCUCUGUGUACCCAUACACAUUCUACAUUAUUGUUCGUACAUAUUGGCUGUGGAGUUCGGUGGUGCACUCAUGUAUUCUGCACAAAAUAGUACAUUUUUAUUGAAGUGGAGCUCUGUGAUACAAUCGCACAUUGCUAUGGGUUUCGUUGAUGUGAAGCUCAGUGACUCAUAUACACACUGCAUAUUACUUUAAUAGCUGUGGAGCUUUGUGGUAUAUUAAUGCACUGCACAUUGCUGUGGAGCUCUGUGAUGUAUUAAUCCACUAUACAUUACAGUUUUAUUGCUCUGGAGCUCUGUGAUGUAUUAAUACAUUGCCCACAACAGUUUUAUUGUUGUGGAGCUCUGUAAUACAUGUAGGCAUUGCUGCAAGUGUCAUGGAUGUGGAGUUCUGCGAGUUCUGGUAUACACUGCAAUAUCUAAGCCCCGAAAAAGGUAAUUUCAGAACUGGAAAGAGCGACAGACUUGGCCGUAGAAUGCGAGAAACUGUCCUCCCUUUUCUCUUUCCCCAAUGACCCAAGCGUUUUUCUUCUUCUAUCAAAAGCGCUAACAUUUAAUAUUCGUAAUGCAAGAUUCAUUUUCAGGUGGUAGGUUGACUUUAAAUUGCAGGACAGGUACUGAAAGAAAAAGAAAAAUCUCUAAAUCAGGGCUUACAAUUUCUACACUAGUAGCUGGUUACUCACCAUUGGAAGCUUGGAUGAUUCAUGACACACUCACCAGGAGUGAAUGUCUCCUCGCCAGGGUUACAUUUUCACAAAGGCGAGUGGCGAAUUAAGGUUUUAAGCCCGCUGUAAAUGAUGCAUGUAGGCCUGUAAAAAUGUGCAGUAACUGGUAAAUCACUUAUUAUAGGUGCCUCUGCCAUUUAUCAAUUUAACCAAUGAUACAAGAAUGGACUUGCUGAGAUAACGAUUCCUUAAUUAUAUGAGUGAUAUAGUAUGUGCAUUUGUUGUCCCUGGUUGCAAUGAGUUUGAUAAAGGGAUGUUAUAAGCACCAUAACCACUACAGCUUAUUAUAUUGUUACAGCUUAUUGUAGUGCUUAUGGUGCAGAGAGAGCCUUUGAGUGCCACCACCGUGUCGUAUGUCAAACAGGUAUUAAGCUAUGGUUUCCUGGCCACCUACAGAUCAGCUGCCUGCAGUCUGGAAUUGCAAUGCAAGGAUUGACAGAGACAGAAAUUAGGUCUUGGAGAGCCCAGUUUGAUAUUUUAUCUAACCAAUGUAUAAUAAUUGUAAGCUAUUUGCAAUUAGAAGAUUUUACAAUGGAGGCAGCCAUCUUGGAAUAGUAUCACAUGCUGCGGUGACAGACAAUUUGUAUUUAUUUUUUUAAAAGCCGUAGGGAGCACAUGUCACCAGCCAAUCAGAAUAUGCUAUUUACCCAGGACCUCCCAAUAGCCAAUAAAAAGGUUCUUUCAACACUAAUAAUACUGAAUAUCUAUUAUACUAUGAAAACUAGGUUAGCUUGGUAUAAUAUUGUAUUUUUUUGUAACAUGCUAGACAAAUUAACAACUGAUUGUAAUCAUUGUAAGCUGUAUAUGACAACUGUGACAUUUUAAUAUGUCAAGGAGAGGAACGAUGUGAUAUGUUUUUAUAAAUUUUAUAUACUUUGCCUGAUUAUAGUUAUACUGGGGUUUUUUUUUUUUGGUUUUUUUUUAAUAGUGAAGAAAAUUUACUUAAAGAAACACUCUAGACACCAUAAGAACUUUAUCAUAAUUAAGUUGUUUUGGUGCUGGGACGUCCCCCGGCACUGUCUUACUUAUACGGGUGAACCAUUUGGGAAGAGUUUUUAAAUCCAAGUCUGUGUUCCAGAUUUGGAUCGCUCUGCCCACUAUCCUUCCGCUAUCUGAAAUCCUAGAUAACGAAAGCCUUGAGCAGGGGCGACGGUGAUUUGCUUAGAGUGGUCAGCUGAUUCUCUAAGCCACCCACUGCCGUUGCGAAGAAUUUAAAAAAGCGGAAGGACAGUGGACAGAGCAGAAUGGCUUUGGAGCACAGACUUUUGGGUUAAAUGCUUUGUGAACAGUUUAACCCCAAAAGGUGAGCCAGUGCCAGGAACUCCAAAUAAGUUAUGGUGCCCAAGUGGUACAGUAAUAAAAUGGUUACACGCUGCAUAUUAAUGUAUUAUGAAUACAUAUAGUACAUAUCAAUACAGCUAUAAAGGAAGUAGCUUUGCCAAUUCCAUUCUGAUUGCUGCAUAUUCUUAAAUUGAUUUCCAGAUCUAAGGAAACCUCCAAAUAGCAGGCCCUAGAAAGAGAGCGUUGCAUACCAGCAUGCACAGCAGUCUCCUAUAGGAUAUGGCUUUUAUUUAUUUUUUUAAAUAUAUGUUUAUGACCUUGUAAUUUUUUUUUCUCCCAAUUGCAAUAAAAUGUGGUCUUUUCUAUGACCCAUCUUGACUUUGUUUAUGAGGAAAUACUAAAUACUCCCCACCCCUACUAUUACCAAAUCCUGCUCUCAUUAACUCCUUACUGUAAAGAUAGCAUGUAAGAAUAUCUCAAAUACGCCCAUAAUGUACAAGAAAAGUCUUAAAGGGACAGUCUGUGCACUAUAGAGUAUUCCCCUCAAUUUGGCUGUGAUGUAAGAUCGUCCUCUGUACUGAUCUCACUGCACACAAUUCAUAUAACUACAACUAAAAGCCAACUCCUCAUUAACAUACAUCAAGCUUCCCCUUUUCAGCAAUGUUCCAAUUAGGAAGGAAUAUCUGUGCAGAUUCCCACCUCAUACUCUUCUCGUUGCUGCAUCUUGAUAUUUGUUUCUUUUUUUUUUAUUUCUUUUUUUUAUUUGUGAUGCAGCAUUACGACAUUUGUUUAUGGUAUGAUACAAUAUGAAAGGUUAGCCAAUAAUAAAUUGUGCUUGUGUAACGUAAGGAAACUAAGGGAGGAAGCAAGCAUCCAACUGCGGAGUCCCAGAGCCAUCGUGGAUUACUGCACCGUAACUUAAAUUUGACAGAUUGAAAAAGCCGAGGCGCCCACAACUAUUCAAAGGACUGAGAACUGUGAUGGAUCAUGGUCGAUAACUUGACAUGUCCCAUUGUAUCUUAGCUUGCACAGUAGGAAUUGUUGGAAGCUCAUCAUGAAGCCAAAGGAUCCAAUUUCUACACUUUGUCUGUUUGUUUUCUCUCGUAGUAAGACAGUCGUGUAGGCAGACCUAAGGGAAGACCCAAAGAUUUGCCAAAACUGGUUCUGUAAAAAUGUAUGAGAGCAUUACUGAAAUAUAGCACAAUAAUUCAAUUUUUAACACCACUGGUGGUUAUUACAUUUUACUCAUGGGGCUCAGAACUAUCUAGUAAAUUCCCAAUUAUUAAACCGGCACAUAAUAUUCUUCACACUCCAUAUUCCAUAAAUGGUUUGCUGUAGCGGCACAGGGAAACAGAUGUUUUCUAGAAUUGUAUUCUAGUAAUUGUUAUAUCACCAGUGGAAAGUUAGCCACCUCUUAUAUAAUUGAAAUAUGUGCUAUAAUGAUUCCCGUAAAAUCAAAGUUUUGAUUCUUUUUUUUUUUUUUACUCUUUACAUACUGACCCUUGACUCACCUUUUACUGGGAAUACUUAAUAAAAAUCCAAAAAUUAAAAAGCAGAGUAGAUGCCCUAUUUAUUUAGGAACACACGCUUAGAUCAUCCUGCUGCCAGUAAAUUGGAAGGGACUCCCUUGGCCAAAGUUAUGUAAGCAACUGGCGCUAAGUCCACUUAGCAUAAAUCAGAGAUUACAGAAUUAGUUUAUGUCCAAAAUAGCCAAGAUAAAGAUUUUAUUUGCUUUUGUGGUUUAAAAUGUACAAUUUCAUUACCAUUCUUUACAGUGGAGUAAAUAGAUCCUGGGAGACUAAGAGAAGACAUGUAAUGAAAAGGUGUAUGUAAAAUCUGGAUAUAUACUUACAUUUUUCAUCUGUGGCAGGAAAGGUUAAAUAAGGCAGACGCCAAGGGUCUGUUAAUUAAACUGUAAGCUCCUCGAGUGAGUGGAAAAUGGUUAUAAAAUUCAAGGCAAAACAACAGGUUUUGAAAAAGUUUCCAAGUCUGCUUUUGUUUUGCCUUUACUUUGGUUACCAUUGUGGUAAAACACAUGGAACUUCAAAGAUUGUCUGCAUUAACAAACACUACUUGCACCAAUAUGUGUGUUUACUCUCCCAUUAUAAAACAUAAGCCUGGUAUUAUAGUAUAUAGCUCAUCUCACUAACACUGCAGCUGGUAUGUUUCUGGCAUGAAAGGGAAGAUUUGCCACUGGUGCGUUUUGCAUCAUGGAGAUGCAUGCAGUUGCCGCAAGGAUGUGAAAUCCCAACACACAUGCAUGCCCAGAUGACCGGCUGCUUAGCAAGGCACACAGCCAGUGUACAAAUGUAAAAUGCCUAGCACAGUAGAAGGCAUCCAUUGGCACUGCAGAUAUUGUGGACUACAUCUCCCCUGAUGCUUUGCCCCUAUUUUAGCUGUAAGAGUUUAAUGCAGGCUUCCCCAAACUCUGGCCCUCCAGAUGUUGCUGAACUACAAUUCCCAUGAUUCUAUGAAUGAAAUAGGCUGAGAAUCAUGGGAGUUGUAGUUCAGCAACAUCUGGAGGGCCGUAGUUUGGGGAAGCCUGGUUUAAUGGGAGAUGUUGUCCACAACAGCUGGAGUGCAGAAGAUUGCCUACCGAAGCCACAAAAUAAAUGGGUCAAUAGGGCAGGGUCCUUAACCCCUUAAGGACCAAACUUCUGGAAUAAAAGGGAAUCAUGACAUGUCACACGUCAUGUGUCCUUAAGGGGUUAAAUCAGGAUUGUUUUGCUGAACUCCAGACUAUUGGAACAUAUGGCACUUCAAACCAAGGGACCCUGUGAGGACCAAAACUAGCAGUCUACAGCUGGUCUCAGCUGCCUAUCUAAUAGAAUGUCAGACUUUGAGGAGUAGCAGCUACAAACGUGCCCAGAGCUUCCAGGAAGUAAACACUGUUUUUACUGUACACUUAAAGGAUUAAUAAAGUGUUAUAUUUAUAUAUACAAAGCCUUAAAGAACAAACUGCUGAGAACUGAAGCGUACAGUAAAGAGCAACACAGCGCAUGAACACACAAACACAAGUAAGGACAGCAUAAAACGUUUACUGGAAAGCAAAUCUGUAUGAGGUUUAUUCAAUAAACAGGAAAUUUGUAGUGAUCUGAUAACUGAAUUGCACAAUGUAGGCCAAACACAUGAUACGAUUCUCAAACUCUGCUACAGUCACACCUCAGCUAUUUUAGCCUGAAAUUUUUAAUCAAAUUUUCAAUUCACUUCAACGAUCUGUUUUGUGACUAAAUCCUUGUAAUGACCGAAAAGGCCUCUCUUCCAAACAUCUAACAUGGAACAGCUGCGCUUUUCUUUUUAGGAGUUUAGAGUGAUUUCGUCCUUUGUACCAGAGAAGCAGGAGACUGGGUAAAAUCACUCUGAACCCCUACAAAUUGUGUGAUUGGGUCCUGUGUGGGACUGGCUGCUAACUUGUAACUUGAAUAUGACAUAUCACGCCGCACACUAAACUGGAAUAAAACUGAUAUCUAACCAUCAUAAGCACCACAUGCUGAUGGAGUGGUUAUGGUGCCUUUAGGCUACAUUCUCCUGGGCUUCCUGAGGCCGCUUUAGCUUGGUGCAGUUUCCUGGAAUUUCUAACGUGGCAAUGGACCCACUUAGCAAAUGAAAUUGGAUGGGCUGUCAAUGCCUCAAGAGAUGUUUGUCGUCAAACCAUUUAAACUGCACUAAUGGCACUGUAACACUAUAUUGGCAAUUCUGCUUUGGAGUCUAAACUGCUCAUUCAAAUACAGCUGGUUCUAGGAAUUAAAACAUUGCUUGCAGAUAUUUUGGGUGCCUGUGAGGCUCAAACUAGUUUAUCUCCAUACAUGAUUUCAAGCGAGGCAAGCUUUUGAUUAAAAAAUAAACAUGGACUCUCUGUUUUACGUGUAGCAUUUAUAUGGAAAACCCUGGGUGCCCAGAUUAUUUUAGCCAAGUAGUGAAAAAAAAAAAAAAUGUAAUAGAAAUAACAACUGAACAGGACCAGAUAGGAAUACAGGUAAUAAAUAAAGUGAUUUUGCACAAAUGGUGUUAUGGCUAAAAUGUAAAUGAGCACUAUAGGGUCCGGAACACAAACAUGUAUUCCUGACCCUCUUUUGUUAAAACCACCAUCUAACCCCCCUAAAUAUAGCAAAGUCUUACUUGUCUUCAAGUCUGCAGAUGCUGCCUCUGCCCCUGAUCUGCCUACUUGAGUGACAUCAUCAGAUGUAAUUCUGUGAGCCACUCUCAAUGAAUUUCCAUAGGAUUGGCUGAGACUGUCAAGGAGGCAGAGCCAGCACGUCUGGGAAAAAAAACAAACGUGUUUACUGCAAAAAAGCCUGACAGAAGUUAUUCUAGUCACCAGAACAAAUAAGCUGUUGUUCAUUUAAAUCUAGAGACACUGUGAGAUUCAUUCCUUAACUAGUGAGUUGACUAUGUGCAUGCAAAGAUAGUCGAGUUUGAGAUUUUUUUAUGUACUAUACAUCAUUCCACAUGAAGGACAUUGCACUGAUGGUAUUUUCCAGGAAUCAGUUGACAACUCAAUUAACCUUUUAUUGAGCUUGGAAGGAACAACUUUCCGAACUCUUGUAGGAAUUGAACCUGCGACUCUAUAGUUGGACCAGGAACAUAUGCUAGGUCACGAACAUAGACCAUUGCGCGAUCUAGCAAACUGACCGUGAGAUUACAAAUCUCAGUCUUUAGUAAACGUCUUGAUGUGGCUUUUCAUACUGACAUACAUGUGUUACCCUUCAUUAGAGAUUAAAUACUCACUUGAGGAUAGCUAAACAAGGCUAUAGUCCCCAACCUCUGUGUAAUGGAAUAAUUACUACACUUCACUCAAUAUACCAAAUACUUUAUCACCACAACUUUGUAUUAGAUUUCCAUACUGAUUAACCAGACACAUACAUUCAUUGACAGACGCACACACUCACUGACAGACGCACACACUCACUGACAGAUGCAUACACUCAUUGACAGGCACACUCUCUCAUAUACACUGACAAACAAUGACAUACACAAACACUCACAGACACACACACCUACAGACAGACACACACACACAUUUACCCAACACUCACAAAUUAUUAUUGUUUCGAUUUUAAUUCUAAAUCAACCAGCCUGCCUGGGAGAGCUGGAGUGGAUUACUUACCUGCGGUCUAGUGGGGCUCUAAUCUUCCUGCUCAGCUACCUCGCGCGUCGCUUAUUGAUGCUGGAAGCUGUAGUGAGGUCAUAUUCUGGCUUCAUUAAGCGACGCGCAAGGGAGCUGAGCAGGAAGAGCUCAGAUGAGCCUUGCUGCCCGCUGCUAUAAAAGCUGCCGCCAGCUUCAGGGGCCUCAAAAGUGACCAGCCAGCUCCUAAGCCCCCCAGGACACAAGGCAAACAAGGGAUACGCCUAGGCGUUUGGGGGCGACUUUUUUUUUUAAUAAUGCCAUUCUACGCUGAGCAUUCGAGCUGUCCUGUGAUACAUGCCAUUCCACGCUGAGCAUGCCACCAAAUUGCAAUUUGUUUGUCUGCUCAUUUCUUUAAAUCGCUCCAAGUGGAAACUGACCAUACUGUUUUAAAGUGUUUAGUAUAAAAAUAAUGAAUGAUACAAACUAUAAAUAUUCCUUGCUUGUGGCAAAUCCACAGCAUUUGCAGCUUCUGCAGGAACAAUGAUAUAGAUGAGCACUCUUAGCCAGUCCGGACUGCUAUAAAAACAUGUAAACUUCAGUGCAUCAAUGCAUCCAACAGCCGUAGCAAUGGUAGGUAUUGAUGAACAGGUUCCUAGAAACUGAUACUGCGCUCACUCAGCACCCACUGGCUACUUUUUGUCCAUUAAAUAAAUAAUUGAAAUCCGUUGGCCUGGAAUGUCUCUUUAAAGGGACACUCCACUGCCCUAAUACAAAAAAAAUAAUUUUUUAAAUCACUCUUUAAUAUAUCUACCCCAAUGAAAAAUGCAUGCAUUCCCAAUGCAGCUAAAUGAGAAGUCUUUUCAAGCCAGUUGCUCUGGGCAAUUGCUGCCUCUGAGUUUAUCUCCACUGAGCUAACCAAACCAGGAAGUAAGAUGACAGGUUGUCUGAUUGACAGCCAGAGAGGGUGUAACAAAGUUAAUUUAUAAAAGUCUAAAUUUCUAUUUAAAUCUGUACUUUUUGUAAAAUGAACAUUGUUAGUGUUUGCAGGAAGUAAAGGCUGGUUUUAAAUAACCUGUAGUUUUAUACUAAAAUUCAAAAAUGAAAGACAGUAAAAGACAAUAUGAAUUGAUAAUUGAUCAUGUAAAUAUUUUUUUCACCACUUUAUUUUAUAGUGACACCGUUACAAAUAAAGGAGGAGCUGUUGGAUGGAGAAGACUACUCAUUUCUUCAGACUUCGGAUCAGGAAAGUAACGGAUCAGGCAGCUACUUUAUCAAACAAGAGCCAUGACAUCAUUGUUAUUAUUAUAAUUAUUAAUAUAAGAGGAGAAUGUUUUAAUACAAAAUUAUUUGAAAUCAGAACAGAAAAAAAACGGACUUAUGUGCAGGGACACUCAAACAAGCGUAAAAAAAAAAAAAAAAAAACUAUUUUGGUGAAACAAAAAAUCAAAACACAAAAACAGAUUUUUUUUUUCCAGUUUAUUAAAUGACAUGAACAAUUUUGUGUUGUAUUUGAAGUUUUUUGAAAAAAAAAUGUAAUAUUUUGAGAAUUUUACAAUUAUUGUGCAUUGUGGGCAAAGAAACAAAAUUCCUAGAUUUUUGGUAAACUUAGCAGGGCUUGAUAUAUUUGUUAAGAAAUGGUGAAAUGUUUGCAAAAAUACACAGACUUGGUACACACUGGGUAGCUUUUUUGAUUUUAUUUACUAAUUUUUUUUUAGGAACUAAAGUCUUAAUUUGAAUACAAAAAUAUGUAAAUAUAAAGAUAUAUUAAUUAUUUCAUACUAAGAGGUUUAUGGUUAUUGAACAGUUAUGCCCUUCUAUAAUUGUUUUAAAAAAAAAAAAAGACAUAAAUUUGUCUCCAAAAGUUAGAGGUGAAACAGCGAGGUCAUUUUAAUGGAGAUAAGAUUUGGGGGUUUAUCAACUAAAUACUUAAUUGUAGUGAAAUGAAAAUUGAACUGCAAAUUUAGGCAAAAAAAACCAAAAAACAGAUUUUGAAAAAUACUUCAGCUCAGCUGCAGUCACAGUUUUGGCUAUUUUAUAAUAAAUGUUGCAAUUCUGUUUUCAGUUGAUUACAACGUGUUGUUUAGUGAAUCAGCCCCUUUGUUUUUUGUAUAUGUACCUAUAUAACAUUAUUCUAGCAAAUAUCACAAUGUAUGAAUUCUUGCAAAAUACCUUUGCACCCUGGUAGUUGAUAUCGAAAACGUUUAAAAAAAAAUAGAUACAUUUUUUGUAUAUUAUUGUUGUUUAUAAAACCAGUUUGUAAUAUUUGUUAAUUACACAUUAUCCACUACUGCUAAACAGUCUCCAAGUGUGCGCAUGAGUGAAAGGUAGUAAGGAUUAGGUGAUGGCAUAAUGGGUACCAUCUUCUUAUGCAGUUAAGAAAAUACGCUACAUUCGAGUGUUCCUGUGUUAGUUUUGAUUACUGGCCCCCUUUGUGUAAAAGUAAAAAAAUAUAUAAAAAAUUAAAAACAUUGGCUAUUCACAGCUGAAUGUGAAGUGCUUUAAAAAUUGAAGACCUUUAAGAGAAAAUGCCUCCAGUAACUGCCAGUCAGAGAGCCACUAAUGACAUGUUUUUACACAAAUGUCAAGUUACAUUGUUCAAAAUAACAGACGGCAUCUAAGCAUCAAAACCGCUACGUAAAGCGUUUGCUUAAUGGGUACCCAAAUUUAAAGAUAUAUUAUAUAUUUUAUUACUUUAGGCUUAUUAAAUAUAUACCUCUCUGCAAUGGUGUUGUGCCUGCCAUGAUACCAGUUCCUUCCUACCUCCAAAAUCUCUUAUUAAAUUGGCCCUGCUUCAAAAACAGGCAACAGGCUGUAUUCCUCUAGCCUAGUGCCAAAUGGACUUGCCAGUGGAAUAUAUAUAGUGACUACAUCACACAUGAUUUAUGUUCUGUGAAGGAGAGCAGGAGAACCGCUUGUAAGAGGGUUCUCCAGCAUCCAUCUGUCACUCAGUUCCUAGUAUCACACUGUGACCCUGACAUAGCCCUGUAUACAAAGAACUGACUGACAGGUGAAGGGGGAGUAUCUUAAAGAGAACUCUAUACAGCUGCUAGCAAUACCAAGAUAUGAUAUGACAAAGCACACUGAGCGCAAAUUAAUGUCAACACGGGAUUGGUCAGUUAGUGCCUACCUACCCAACCUGCGUGGAGAAGACAUGGCUAUACCAGUUUAUUCUACUGGCCUGUUUAGCAGUAGAGGACGUAAUAGAAUUAACAAGUAAUCAGAAUUCCUGUGAGUUUUCUGAUGUCGUAGUGUGUGCUCAUGAUAAUUAUUUUUGCCUUUGAAUUAAGCUGGUUACUUGGUCCUGGUGUCUUAGAAUGGGUAAAUGGGACAUAGAACAGUGCUGAGAAUAUCUCAUGCGGUGCCAAGAAAUCGCCACACGCCCAUGGUAAAAUUAAUCAUUGUCCAAUCAUUACUCUUGAUGCCACGCGAGGCGGUGGGUAUCUGACUUCCAGACUUUGGAUAGACGUUGAGGUGCACUGUUUCUGGAGAAUAGGUAGAGUUUGAAUUAGUAGAAUAAUUUGGCACCGAGAGCAAACAACUGUGUUUUUUAUUUCUGCUUGAGCAUACUGGUAGUGAUAAAUCAAACUGCAGGCAACAAAAAUAAUGCCUACUGAGAGCUGUGUAUUUUGUAAUUUCUGUAUAAUAUGUUGUGUGUGGCAAUAAUUGGCAACAUGCAGCCCCCCUUCAGCUUUUGAAGAUCUUUAACUCCAAUGAUGCCAUGCCAGUUGAGCAAAGCAUCAUGGGUGUUCCGGUUCAACAACCGCUUUGGGAUUACCGUUUUCCCACCCCAGGUGUUACUAUUUGAGUUGCAUAAUUCUUUUGCUCUCAAAACAAUUCGGAAAAAAAAAUCGCCAUUUAUGUGAAGCGUAGCCUUCAUUUUUAUUUUAUUUUAUUUUUUCACUACCUGACAAAUCAGAUGUGUGAGACUUGGUUAACAAGUUUUCGCGCGUUUGAUGCUGAACUGAUUUGCACUGAGAUUUAUGGCAGCUCAAACCGUUUUCUUUUCUUCAGUAUAAAUAAUGGCAAGUUCUCAUAUAUCAGUCUGUUAGGCACAGGAUAAUAGAAUUGUAUAUAGCAGCUGGAAACUGUAAAGAGAUUUUCACAAAAGCAUUACAAACUGGAUUCUACAGCCUGUUCUUAAUGUACUGCUGUCUUAAACGUAACACUCUUUUAUAGAUUGUUAGAGGCAUUUUAGGGACUUAUUUACUAAGCAGCGAGUUGUUGAGAGCAGUUAUUUCCAAUAAGCACUGUGGAGUUUUUGGCCCAGAGUAACAAGGUCUGGAACGGAGGUGAAGUGAUAAAUAAAUACUGGGGAUUUAGUGAAAUGAGGAAUUGAGGAAAAUAUCUGCAAGCGGGCCCUUUUAAAAAUGUUUUCCAUCCCUAAUAAUCAGAUACCGUUAAAGUAUAAUAAAAUCUAUACUGAGACCACUUGUGCGCUAUUUGAAGAGUUGGUCAUUUUUCCCCCCAACGCAACUCCUCCAUUUUUCUCAUAAAAUGUUUCAAAUCAGCUACAAUUCACACUUUAGGGGGGAAAAAAAAAAACCCUAGACACUGCAGGUCUAUUGUGUACACAGCACAAAGAAAAAAAAUAUAUACUUAGCAGAUAGCAAGCACAUGAACAGAUUUUUUUUUGUGAUCAUAACUACUCAGCCUUUUCUUCUAAUAGGAUGCUUUUAAUAAAGAAUAACUGAUUUGCGUCGCAGGCUGUGUGUGUAUGUCACAAAUUUGGGGUCCGCUGCAUGCAUGAGUGAUAACACAUGUUCUGCGAGUCAGUCCCAAUCGAUGUUCUGCUGACACUGAUAUCUCCUUUAACAAUAGGUGGUAGAAUAUAGAGACUCCACUAUACAGACAUUAAGUAAUGUGUGGUCCUCUUUCAGUAUAAGGGAUCAUACUGUGACAAACUGUAGCCAUAUUGGCUUUCUAAGUAUCACAUUACAUUAUGGUUAAGUUUAAUAUCUACUGUUUUUCUAAGAUUUUAUUAGCUUUGAUAUGAUAUUUUCUUGCUUAUCAGACACGUAAUAUUUGUAUGAAGAUGUAUGUAAAUAAAUAAACACUAUAUUUAAGGCACAGCUCUGUAAUAUUAGCAUUCUGCCACGGCUAUUUACUAAAACAGCUCCGAGGUAUAUCCACUAUAACCUGCAAGCUGAUAACAAACUUGCACAUUUUAACCCAAACGGAGUUAUGACCUAAAUUAUGUGCCCUUUAGGACUGAAGGUGGGGCUGCCCGUGGUUUGCUGGGAAACUGGUUAAUAAAUGAAAAAGCCCCUUUUCAACACACUCUUCAAAGGACAGCCUACAUUGUAAAUGAUCUCUGACUCGUCUUUUUUUCUAAACUGUGAAUUUCUUCAAUACCUGAUCUUUACAUUAAAGUAUAUAGGCUUUCAGAAUGCACAAUGUUUCCUUUGGCAUAUGGUAGCUUGGCGUGAGUGAAUUAAUGGAGAAAUAAGUACAUACUCAGAAUAUAUAUAUAUUUAUAUAUAUAUAUAGGACUUCUGAGGUAGCCAGAACACUCGAGGUCUACUUCCUACAUCUUGUCAGACUACAUCUCUUAUAAAUCUCAAUCUCUGCUCUGGUCAUAGCUUUUAGAGAAUUAUGGGAAUUGUAGUCCAAAGUCAGUUGGGUUGAUACCCCUGGUCACGUAGACUCCAAAAUGUGGGAUAUUAAGGAUUUCUCCUACUCUAGAUCUGUUGGCAUUUAACUACAUUUGUGCUGCUGCAAGGAUGAAAGGCAAUUUUAUUAACAAGAUAUCAUCAUUUUCCCCUUAUUUAAAACAUUUUUUUUUUUUUUAAAGUUAUAGAUUUAUAUGAGAGUUUUUCAGAUUUUACACAAAGUCCCUAAAGCAGGCCAUCAAAUUUUGACAAUCUAUAAUCCAUAUCCCUGUUUUGUUUGGUAGAACAUCCUGUCACCUGUAUUAACACUUAAAGAGACACUCCGGGACCUCAUGCAUGUUGCUGUACUCAUAAAGCAUAGUUUAAGGGAUAAGCUCAGGAGUGCUACACAAAGUUAAGUGAGCAGCAAUCACUUCCUGAUUUGUUGACGGAUCUCUCCUAACCAGCAAAUUCAGAUGUAUCAUUUCAUUUUUUUGUUUUUAAUUUUUCAGUACACUAUUUAUAGAAUACAUUAAAAAAGAAUAGUCAGAAGUCUGGAGUGUCCCUUUAAUUUCCAUUUUCAGCUGAUAGAAAUUUUUAGAGAAUUUUAACUGAUUACACAUCUCAUGUAUAGCAGGUCCUACAAGUAAUCUACUACACACGGCCAUGACAAAGACUGUUUUCAUAUCAACUUACAAAUCUUAGUUAAAGAAAGCACCAAAUGUUUGAUACAGAGAAUUUUUAAGAUAUCUUUGUAAGUGUACAUAUAUAUAUAUACAUAUAUACAUUUCUUGUUUGUGUCAGAACUCACAGAUAUGUGUGCAAUCUACUUUUUGCCGUGAAAAGAGGGAAAAAAAUGUCUAGGUCAGUGUGCGCUAGCAAUUGUCAUUUUUGUUUUUUUUUAAAAAAGCAUUAAUGCUGUGAUACAUAUUUGUAUAUCUAUGCUUGUUUGCUUUUGCAAAGCGUGUGAAAAGAGACAGCGUGUAUACAGGUUAUUAAGUAUAUAAAUGUGUGUGUGCGUGUACCUUGCAAACAUUGAAGGAAGAUGUCACUUUUUAGAAGCAUAGUUCGCCAUGGUAAAAUUUGAAGGGGGUUAAAUGGGAGCUACGUCUGAGGAGUUAAUUUUCACCCUUACCUGUUUACUGGUAAUUCUGUGUACAAUUAUACAUUAUUAAGUUUUUUAGAUUUUUGCAUAUAUAUAUAUAAAUUGAAGGAGAGUAAACUUGUUCAGAUUAGGUAUACGUUUAAACCGGGAUACAAUAUGCUGGCGUUUCCACAUAGCGUUCCGUUAUUUAUGGGGUUGGACGCUAUGCAAUAUGUGUGGCACAGUAAUCUUGCACUUGCUCCCUUGUUGUUUGUUGUAAUUAUUUAGUACUUAACAGUUUGCGGAAUUGUAUAUGUGCCUGCUAUUUACAAAAUAACUUUGGAGUGUUUUAAUGCUUUGUUCAAGAAGUUAUAGUCAUUUUGUUGCCGUAGUACGGCACACAAUGAAGUUGAUUCACUAUACUCUGAAAAAUCCAAAGGGCAGAAUUUAUACAAAAAUAAACAAAUUGUGACUAAAGCAGAAAUUAACAAUUUAUCUAAUUCAGGUACGGGUUUCAAUUUAUUACAAUUCAGAGUUUAUGGUCUAACUCUAAAUCCCGCUGUCUCGCAUUAGUGUAAAUAAAUAUUUAUACUAGUAAGAUCUGUCAAGUUUACAGGGCAGAUUAAGAGAAAUUUUUUUACCUAAAUUAUGGUAAAAAAAAAAAAAAAAGUUCUUAAAAAAAAAAUAAUAAUUAAAAAGCAGAAUUAUUAACUAAAUGACUCUUGUACUACUACAUAUUCUAUCAAGAGAAAUUGUACUAUAUAUUUGUAAAAAAAAAAAAUAAUAAAAUAAAGGAAGAUUGUUUAUUUGUCAUAUGUAAUAUAAUCCUAUAAUCCUUUUGUCCGAUUCAUAUCUGCUGCUCAACGAGUAAAACCUGAAAUAUCAUCAGACAAUAAAUGUAGUUUAGUAAAUCAUUAAAAUCCUACAAAACGUGAUAAUGGUGUUUAAUAGUAACAUCAACGUUGACACAAAAAAAGAAAGUAUUUUGCAAAUUGAAUUUGCCUCUAAAACGGCAUUGCAUAUAUAAAUGUAUAUUUUAAAGUUUGCAAAUAUUUUUCAGUAAAAGUUCACGGUUAUUGCUAGAUUUAUAUUCUGUCCAAUAGAGCUGUGAUUGUAUCCAGUUACGAGGGAUGUUUUUUAAAUGGCAAGAAACAAAAUGGCUUCUUUGAAAUGGUGCUGCAUUAGAUUAGCAAAAUGUCCUGUAAGAUCUGUUUAAAUUGUCAUCAUUAGAGAUAGUUGCAUACACUGUUGCAUGGGUAGACAGCUUUCUGCAAUCCAGACUGGACUGCAUUGACCAUCAUUCUCAGCCAGUUCUCAGCAGUGCGUCCUACAAAGGAUGAUCACUUUUGCUGCGUAUAAAAAAAUCCUUUGCUCUAAUUACAGUAAUCUGGCUGUAUAUGUGCAAAACGGCUUAGACAGGGUUUGCCCAUUUUUUAAAAAUAUUUUUUACAGUGAUGUGUAAGCUCAGCUCUCCCGGAUCGAGAGUUUCCUUUUAAGAUGGAGAGACAAGCAAUUAGGAGUAUGCAUCUAUUUUAGUUUCCUGGUGCCAAAUGUCCUCAUUGAUCGGGGAACGCAAUACCUAAUCUCUACUGAAGUGUUUAUAUAGAAAUACGACUUGUUUUUAAUCCUAUGUAGAAUGUCAUGUGUGUUUUUAGAGUCAUAGUACCCAAAACAGACUAAAUGAAAAUGUCAAGACCUCUCAGAGGCAACAGUGAAUUCAAAUUUGUUUUAUUAGCAUAAAGACAAUGCUUUUAUAUUAACUUGUAUAAAUUUGGGAGACAUUUUAUUAAAAAAUGUAAUGAUCUUUAGCAAACCUCCCUGUUCGGGUUUCUAUUAGAUGUGUUCAAUGAAUUCUCAGGAAAAAUGUAUAAUAUUUUGUGUGUGUAUAGAUGUAUAUAACAUGCGUAAGUAAACCGUUUGGAACUUGUAUUUUUAGUAAAAUUUCAGAACAAAACCUGUGGCAAUAAAGUUUAUUCAAAUGAUUUCUCUGCAUCUCCCUGUGUUUCUAUCAAACUGAUGUUAAUGUCCUGCAGCGUUUGCACUUCAGAUGUUGUAGACUACAUCUCCCAUAAUGCAUCAGGGGAGAUGUAGUUCAGAACAUCUGGAGUGCGGCAGGUUGCCUGUGCCUGCUAGGCCACGCUCUGGAGUCAGUAGGUUUCUUGUUAUUUUUCGGUAGUAUGGCUUUAAUGAUGUGCAAAGUACGUUUAUGAUGUAUGCAUUACAUAUUUUAAUGCUUUGGUAUUCUAGAUUCACAAUGCAAUACAAUGAAAAAAUGGCAGUUUUGCAAUAGUAAAAAUAUUGCAUUUAUGUAAUCGUGCCAAUCGGCUAUCCAAAUGGUGUAGUGUUUCUCCAGGAGGUAUAAAAACUUUGGGAUUAUUUUAUGCAACAUGCAGAUGAUCCGAUUACCCAUUUUACCAGAUACUAAAACUAUUUUCUGGAAAAUGGAAAAAAAUAAACAGCUGUCAGGGUUAUUCAAUAAACUGUGAAUUUUUAGGAAUUCAAAGUGAUUUAAAAACAUUUUUUAAAUCCAAUUCAGCUAACUUCAGUUCAGAUCUGUAAUAUGCAUUUUAUUGAAUAAUCUUUUGUCGGGUUUCGUUAUGUACCCAUUUUGCCCCAGUUAAUAGUUAUAGCUAAUAGAUACAAUAAGAGAGAAGACUUGGAAUAUAAAAUCUAGAGAGAAUGAUGCUCUCCCCAAUUGGUUUGUAUGUAUGUAUAUAUUCUACAGAGGAAGAAAAUAGUUCUAAUAAUGAAGUUUAAAGGGGAACUAUCAGACUUGCAACAGUUCUCGACCCUGGAUUAUUCGCUGAACUAAAGUGUUGAUUGGUUGGAUUUAAAAGUGAAUUUCAAAUUGUUGGACAAAGUAGUUGAAUUCAAAACAUUUGAAGUGACCUACGUCUUCAGUUUAAAUAUUUUAUCCUUAACGUUUGAAAUACUCUUUGAAUUUUAGACAGUUCAUUCUUUAGUAAAAAACCCAGAGAUUUGUAAUUACACACAGAAAGAAAAUGUGCAGACUGUGACCUUACGAACACUCAGAACCCUUGUAGACUUACUAGAACGCAGAGCUACACCUUUGAUUUCCCAUGGUUCCUUGCGUACAGAGACGCCAAAUCCAUGUCAUAUGAUUUCAUGUGAGCAUUAUACAUUUGGGACUUCAAGAGAAAAAAAUCAGAGGCCUAUUGCAGGGGAAAUUUUCCCUGCCGGACCUGGGGAAGUAGUAUCUCACAAACGGAGCACUACUACUAUAGUUCCCAAAUGCACCAAAUGUUUCUAGGUACAUAUUACAUUUACUAGGUAAUGGGUGCCACAUGAAAAAUGCUACCUGUAGUAUGUAGGAUUCGUAUUCUGCAGUUGGGAAGGCAGUUAAUUCAUCAAGAUAACUCCUUGAUAAACUGUUUUCUUCCCUGGAUCAUAAGACGUCUCACGUAUUGUGUGGGAGCACUUUUUAUGUACCACUCCUUAGUUUGUAGGUGGUAUUUUAAGUUUUGUUGUUUUUUUUUGGCGUGAAGAAAAUCUCUUUAAUUUCCAAGAGCCUUUCUGGAAUUCCUACUCUACAUUUAAGAUAAUCUAAAUCAGAUAGCAUGUUAAUGUAAUGCAUGGGGCGAAUCAGCAGAUUUAUUUUCCAUUAAUAAACCCUAAAAUAUGAAGCGACUGCAAAAAUAACCAUAGAAAUGAUUAUAGGCUAAGUAAUUAGGACGAUUUUUAAAGUGUUAACUUUAAUUUUAAUAUGUAGAUUUGCCGUUUACACCUCUUGCUUUUAGCACAAAUCAUUAUUUUUUUGAAUGACUGACUUUUAAUGACAUGCAUUUUCUGGCAUGGAAAAUUAUCAGGAGGGCAUAACGUAGAUUUAAAUAUAUACAUAUAUUUUACAUAUAUUGCAUUCAUGUUUGUUUCGUUGUUUUUUGUUUUUUUUAGUUAAGUGUUUGUGGGUUUUUUUUAUUUUUUUGCCUUUCCUUUGUGUAAUAUAAUUACCCCUUGACCCUAUAUAUAUGGUGCUAAAUACUCCUUGCAAAGAUCCUUUAAUUAUUUUAAAUACUGUGAUUAAUUCUUUUAUUUAAUUUUCAUACUUCAAUAGACCAGCAGUUUCUCGUUAUGGCAAAAGAAAUCUACAUAAAGUGCUUUUUUAAAGAAUACAGAGAAUAGUAAACAUAAAAUAUAGUUCAUUUUUACAUUGGUAUUGUAUGUAUUUGAAAUAUAAAUUGAUAUAUGUAUAUAGUCAAUCCUAUUUUCCAGGUGUGGUUAUUAAUGGGGAUUGAUUUCCUUAUGUAAAUAAUUAAGUUUGAAGAAUUGUUUAAAGCAUGAAUGUGAAAAAUAACAAAUGUACCUUUUAUGUAUUUCAAUAAAUUUAAUUUUUUUUACACAAAAUAAAUAUGUAAAUAUAUUUCUUCCG
Molecule: messenger RNA, 40773 nt
Organism: Pelobates cultripes (western spadefoot toad)
Lineage: Eukaryota; Metazoa; Chordata; Amphibia; Anura; Pelobatidae
Source: the annotation of a GenBank genome assembly